Molecule: messenger RNA, 1823 nt
Organism: Schistosoma spindalis
Lineage: Eukaryota; Metazoa; Platyhelminthes; Trematoda; Strigeidida; Schistosomatidae
Source: the annotation of a GenBank genome assembly
CAUUUAUGCAUAUGUUUCAUGACUUCUGUAUGUAAGUAGGUAUAUAUUAGAGUAAGAUGAUAUAAUGGUUUGAUUAUUCCUAAUAUUAUUGUUGGGAAAAUCAUAUUUAUUUAUUGUUUUCUUUUCCCCCCUUCGUAUUUUCAUAUCUAGGGUGUGAUUAUCACCUCUGAUUAAAAGCUGGUCAAGGAAUAUCACCGAUUGUUAUUACAUAAAUGUUGUAUUUAUAUUCAUCUGUAUGUAUAUUCAUUUCAGUGAUGCGUACAAUAAAAGGGUUCAAAUUAUUAUUAUUAUUAUUAUUAUUUCAUAGUACUUUUUAAUGAAUUCAUUUAUUUAGAAAAGUUGUUUAUUCCAUGAAUGUUAUCUGAUCCGGGAUUCCGUGAACUCAUCUCUUUACCGUUAUCUCCAGCUAUAUUACAUGGGUUGACACGUGCUGGAUUUAAUUGUGUUUCAGAAGUUGUUGGAUUGAAUGUGGAUCGUUUAGCUACUAUAUGUGGAGUAAAAACUAAAGCUGCCCGUAGUGCAUUGGACAUUAUUCAUCGUUACAACCAAUCAUCUAUUGAAUGUAUGGAUAUGAAUAGUAUUGGUCUAUUCGGUUUGUGCACAGCAUGGGAUUUACUUGGUGCAUCACAAACAGUUGAUGGGAAUAGUCCAGUUGAAAGAAAUCGAUAUAAUUAUGUUGUAAGUAUGUGUCGAAGUUUCGAUGAUCUUCUUGGCGGAGGUUUUCCAACUGGUCGACUAACUGAGUUGUGUGGUGAACCGGGCGUUGGAAAAACCCAGUUCUGUCUUCAAGCUUGUGUUAAUGUACAAAUUCCCAAAUGGUUCAGUGGUCUCAAUGGGCAAGCUUUGUUUCUAGAUACUGAAGGAAACUUCAUACCUGAACGUGUUCGACAAAUAGCUUCUGCAUUGGCAGAUCAUUGUAAACAUCAUUAUAUUAAAUCAAAUCCAGAAAGAACAGAUGAAUCUUUCAUUAAACAAUAUUGCCCAACUGUUGAGAGUCUAAUGUCUGGAAUUCACUACAUACGAAUAACUGAUCAUUUGAAGUUAUUAGCUGUUUGUCGACAUUUAGAACAAUUUUGUGACCAACAUCCUUUGAUUCGACUGAUUGUGGUUGACAGUAUCGCUCUCCCAUUUCGUUACGAUUUUGACGAUAUUCCUCAACGCAAUAGAUUAUUGGCAAGUGUAACACAAAUGUUACUAUGUGUUGCUGGGCGUCAAAAGGCUGCGGUUAUUCUGACAAAUCAAAUUACAACUAAAUUCGAUGCAAAAAAUUUGAAUUCAGAACAAUUUGAUUGUGUUAUAGAAGAAGAGAAAUUUGGAAAAGAACAAUACAGAAAUGAUCAAAAUUCAUGUUUAGUACCUGCACUUGGAGAUAGUUGGGGGCAUAUUUGUUCUCUCCGUGUUUUUUUGACACGUUUAACUACAGGUAUUCGUCAAGUAAAACUGUUGAAACAUCCUGGAAGACCAUAUGGUGUUGGAUAUUAUCAAAUUACAGUAGGUUAACAUAAUAUUUUCUUGGAUUAUUAGUGCUUGUAGUAGUGCUGAGACCUAAUUUUGUAGAUGUAGCUGAACUUUGUAUUUAUUAACAAACACCUGUGUAAAAUUACGCUACACUUAUUCUUUUAAUUUAUAAAUACUUUUUUAUACCAAACAUUAUGGUGAUGGCUUCCUCAGUGAUGAUUGGUAUUUAUUGAUCAAGGAAGAAAUGUAAUAAAGUAACCGAAUAAAGGCUUUUUAUUUACUACCAUCAAAUAUGUGGCGUCAUUAUAUGGUAUUGUUGUUUCUUCCAACAGUCUAAUCUCACUUCAUCUUGCUGUUCACAUUAA